AUGCAUGGCCACUGAUCCGAACCUGGAAGAUUGAAUGAACAUGUUUGGCACAGUACCUGUCCGUCUGAAUCCCCACCUUGGAGCAACAGGUUACGCACCUCAGAUGCACUUAUAGCGCGCCGCUUUGACUCUCCUCUUCUCUCGGUUCUGCGAUUUUUCUACGUCUCCCACCAUGGUGGAACACAGCGGCCUGGAUAUUAUGUGUCUGAACAAGUACUGCCAUAGUUCCUCCUCGUCCUCCAGCUCCGAUCAGGACAAGAAGACUUUCGCCAAAUUAAAACUCAGCUUGUCUGGGGACUACCCGAGGAAGAACGCGGAGAUCCUCAGCGGUCAGUACGGGACCAAUCUGCUGCUGAUCGGGGCCGCGCUGAUGCUGGCGAUCGCGCACCAUGACCCCUUCGUCAAGGAAGAGCACUUUCUGUCCUUCGUCACCUGCCUCAUGAGCCUUCAGCUGAUCUGGAUGAUGUGGUACAUCCUGGUGCGGGACAGACAGAAGAACACGCGGACCGAGAAAGACGUGCACGCCACCACAUGCUGGAUAAGAGGUGGCUUGACUCUACUUGCGCUCCUCUCACUCAUUAUGGACGCUUUCCGAAUCGGGUAUUAUGUUGGCUACCAGUCUUGUGUGUCUGCUGUGCUCGGGGUAUAUCCUGUCAUCCAUGCAACUCACACCAUAGCACAGGUGCAUUUUCUUUGGUUUCACAUCAAGGACGUCAUCAAGAGCUUUGAAACAUUUGAGAGGUUCGGUGUAAUCCACGCAGUCUUUACAAAUCUCCUCCUGUGGUGCAACGGUGUGAUGUCAGAGGCCGAGCACUUCUUGAACAACCAUAUGAGAAGACUCUCUGCCCUAGGCUAUGGAAACCUCACCACAGACGGCUUUGUCCCCAGGCUGCUUACUCCCAAGGGUGCUGCAAUUACAGUAACUGAUACAUCUAAGCCUAGGCUAUGGAUCCUUCCCGCCUUUGGCUGCCGGCCACAGUACGACAACGGGUUGGAACAGGAGACUUUCGGCUUCAGCAUAUGGACGACAGUUCUCAAUUUUGCCAUCCCCUUGAACCUUUUCUACCGCAUGCACUCAGUUGCCUCCCUCUUCGAGGUGUUCCGCAGGGUCUGACAUAUUUGGCAGACGACUGACAAUGCCAGGUAACAUGCACGGGAACACUUGUCACCACCAGCUCCCCUAGAGUGUCUCAUAGCGCAGGUCAACCGUUCAAGAGGCAGUCACGGUCACACUCCAACAGACUUGAAAACAAGCUGCAGAGGCAAACAAAAAUGUAGAUCCCUUGGUGUGGAGAUAGCAGAAGAGGAAGAACCUGCUCACCUGCGUUCCUUGAAGAAAUUCCUUGUAAAACACAAGGCCUAUUGUAGAUGGUGAUGAACAGAACCUUUGAUUUCCAGUGAUUU
This is a messenger RNA of Paralichthys olivaceus (Japanese flounder), 1404 nucleotides long. NCBI's taxonomy places the organism in Eukaryota, Metazoa, Chordata, Actinopteri, Pleuronectiformes, Paralichthyidae. The record is from RefSeq and is a predicted model, not a curated record.